ACACGCGCUGCGUCUGCGCCUUCAACUCACCAUGAGGACCAGCAGAAGAAGAAGGAGGCAGUCGGCCGGAGAUGGCUGAAUUGUCCGAAUCCCGACUGGGAAUACGACUGACGCCUUAAAGCCCUCCUGUUCGUCCUGUGCCAGAGGAGCUGAGAACAAGAUGCUGCUCAAAAUGCCCCAGAAGCUGCUGAAAACCGCCCACUACAUCGAGCUGGGCAGCUACCAGCACUGGCCUGUGCUCAUACCCCAGAGGAUACGACUGUACACCUACGAACAGAUCCCCCUCUUCCUCAAAGAAAACCCCUACAUCACAGAUGGCUACAGGGCUCACCUGCCCUCCAAGCUCUGCCUCAAGAGCAUUUUCAUUCUGUCCAAUGAGACGGUGAACAUCUGGAGCCACCUGCUGGGCUUCCUGCUCUUCUUUCUUCUGGGAGUCAAUGACCUCUCCUCUAUACUGCCGGCUUCUGGAGCGAACAGAGAGGACUAUGUCAUCUACGCUAUAGGAUUGUUCUGCUUUCAGGUGUGCAUGUUGUGCUCAGUGGGGUACCACCUGUUCUCGUGCCACCGAUCAGAGAAGACAUGCCGUCGCUGGCUCGCUCUGGACUAUGCAGGCAUCUCUGUUGGCAUUCUGGGCUGUUACGUACCUGGGAUUUUCUAUGCUUUCUAUUGUAAUGCGUUUUGGCGACAGGUGUACCUGCUGACGGUGUUGUCUCUGAUCCUGGCGGUGUUUUGUGCUCAAGUUCAUCCUCGUUACCUUAGUAACGACUGGCGGUGGAUACGCAUGGCGAUCUUCUGCUGUGUGGCAGGCAUCAGUGUGAUUCCAGCAUGUCACUGGGUUUGGCUCACUGGAGGAUUCACCACUGCUGUUGUCCAGUUGUUCCUGCCUCGUGUGAUAGUGAUGUACAUGAUAGCUGCUGCUGCGUUCUUGUUCUAUGUGACCAAGAUCCCGGAGCGCUAUUUUCCAGGCCAGCUGAACUAUCUGGGCGCCAGCCACCAGGUGUGGCACAUACUAGUGGUAGUGAUGUUUUACUGGUGGCAUCAGACCGCUGUACACAUCAUGCACUUCAGGCACAGCCAGCCCUGCUCGGCCCAGAGCGGUAGCAGCUAAGUAAAACUGAUCAAAUAAUGCUGUUGAAAGAAUGAAAGUGUUUGAAGCCAGUUUGCUGCUGGCACAGUUAUACUACUGCACCAGAAACAGUGUUAACUAACUGCCAAUAUUAAGUAUGAACUACUAGAACUGAAUGUGACAGUGAUGAGUAGCUUCUUUCUUUCUCUGAGCUGCUUUUUAAGGGGAACUGGCUGCUAUAGGCUUGAGCUAACAGGAGGACCAGAACAUGUGCUGGGUAGUACUGUAGAGAUGAUCAGAGUUGAUGCUUGUGUUUUUAUUUAUCUAAGAAUGAAGCUGGUGCUUAAACAAUAUUAUCAUGUUUUCUCAUGCAUGAAUUAGGUAGUUUUUCUGUCGAAAUAUCGACAAGUAUUCUUCUGAAUCAAACUGAAUACCCAGUGUGAACAAAGACCUUUCUCGUUUCAUUCAAUAUAUUGUGAAUGUCCUUUUUUUAAGAGCAUGUAAAAUGUGUAACAGCUGGAAAUUCAACAUAAUUUGGGGAAAGGUGGGUUUUUGUUCUUCUUCUCAUAUUUGAACAAAUAGUUUGUAAAAUAGUUUCCUGAUGCUUUUUUCUUUUUUCCCAUUGAGCAUUGUCUCAACCUUUUGAACAAACAAGCUUUGCAACACAUCAUUUGUUGCCUCAGUUUUCCAAGAAGUGAAUGCAACAUGUACAAAUUUACAAACGGAGCAGUUGGUUGAUCUAACGUAAAUAAAACAACAAACAACUUUAUCUCACUAGCCGCAACGGGUGAGGAGGUGGCCUGUGGCAAAACCUGUCUCCUCCUACUACAAUGAAUGUGAUGAAAACCUUUUACUGUGAGUGCUUCACAGAAGCCACUGUUUAAACUGGUUUUAGGAACUCCCUGGCAAUGGAAGAACUGGUGGCACAAAAAUCUUGCCAAUAGUGAACAGUAGCACUUACAUGUUGAGUGACAGUGGUGACUAUCACUUCCCGCUGCUGUGGAUCAUAACUGCGUGUGAAGAACUGGUUAAUACUGUACCUGCUUGAUGCUGUUUGAAAUGAGGCCAGUUAAAGGCGUUUCAGGUUUUGUUAGUACACUUUAGGACAAUUACGUGUUGGAAUGUAGUGUUAUUUUUGUGUAUUUGUUUACGUUACUUGCCUUAUCAUGUGGAUCUGUACUGUGUUAACACUUGCUGUUACUACUGUAUCUGACAUCAUACGGAACAAAACCUCUGAACUCGGACCAGUCAGUCAUUUGUGCUCGAACGCCACAAGGCCAGUGAAUUUUAGUGGUGGUUCAGGUAACACAACGUUGGACUAAGCACAGUUAGCGCUAAAAGAUGAACCCAUAUUUAGCCUUUUUUAGGUUUUUAUGGUUCAUCAAAAUCUACUGCUCAUACGUUGCUAGGUACAAAGAUGCAGUGUUUUACUCUGUACGUGUCUUUUUUCUUUAACUUCAUUUGUAUGAAAAACCACUGGAACUGACUUGCAAGAUGUAUAAUAUUUAUUUUGGUGCCUCCUGUAAAAAUAUAUUUUUAAACUAUUUGAAUGAACAAAAAAUGCUGUAACACAA
Betta splendens (Siamese fighting fish) is the source of this 2640-nucleotide messenger RNA. RefSeq names its product progestin and adipoQ receptor family member 3-like. Gene Ontology annotation, cellular component: membrane. The coding region runs from base 161 to 1108 and encodes 315 amino acids. The transcript is spliced from 8 exons. Lineage: Eukaryota; Metazoa; Chordata; Actinopteri; Anabantiformes; Osphronemidae. The record is from RefSeq and is a predicted model, not a curated record. Gene Ontology annotation, molecular function: signaling receptor activity.